UUGAAAUUAUUAUUCUAAAAACGAGGAUUUAAUAAUUACAGUCUCAAUAAUGAAUUUAAAUAUUAAUUUUUAUAUAUUUGUUGUAAUUAUUUUUAUCACGAGAAAUUACGUUCAAGGAAGAUUGACCGAUGUAAUACAAACUGAUAAAGGAAAAGUCCGAGGUGAAAUAAUUGGAACUAUUCAAAAUGAGUCAAUAAAAUAUUCAUCAUUUCGUGGAAUACCUUAUGCAAAACCACCAAUUGGUAAAUUAAGAUUUCAGCCCCCCGUGGAAGCUGAUACUUGGUCUCAUGUCAUAAAUGCAACGUCAAAUGCUCCAUCAUGUCCACAAAUUAAUGAAGAUUUACAAGAUUAUGAUGGUGACGAGGACUGCCUCUAUUUAAAUGUUUAUUCACCAAAAACAUCAUUUAAUGAAAGUGACAAUGAACUUCUUGCUGUGAUGGUAUGGAUUUAUGGGGGAGGUCUUACUGCAGGUGUAAUACGCCCAACUACAUUUGGUCCUGAUUUUUUAGUUGCUGAUAAUGUUUUGGUUGUCGCAAUGAAUUACAGAGUUGGAGCGUUAGGGUUUUUAUCGUUGGAUAUUCCUGAGGCCACAGGAAAUAUGGCAUUUAAAGAUCAAAUACUUGCUCUCAAAUGGAUACAAAAAAAUAUUAAAAAUUUUGGUGGUGAUCCAAAUAAAGUAACAAUAUUUGGAUUAAGUUCUGGAUCACAAUGUGUUACACUUCAACAUUUAUCACCAGCUUCUAAAGGCCUAUUUAGAAGUAUUAUUGCUAUGAGUGGAAGCACGCUGGGUCCUACUGGAUUUUUAUCAACUAAAUUAGCUGUAAAACAAGCUUUUCAAUUCAGUAGUUACCUUGGACUUGUUGGUCUCAAUAAGACGGAAUUAUUUAAUAAACUUCGACAUAUACCAGCAAAAGAAUUAGUUCAAGCUGAAGUGAAGCGAAAAAUGGACGGUAAGGCUUUAGCAUUUAGCCCAACAAUUGAAAAUCCAAUGAUAGCUAAAGAUAUAUUUUUAUCGACCUGCCCACUAAAAAUAUAUCAAAAAGGCAAUUACCCAAUGAUGCCAGCUAUCACUGGUUAUACAAGUACAGAGACACUUAUAUUUACAAGCAAUCAAGCGUCAAUUUCUGGUUCUGCCAAGAGUGGUAAAGAAUAUCUUACCAAGCUUGGCUUUGGAAAUUCAACGCUCAUAGAUGGAUUGAAUGCACUUAUUGAUAAAGAUAUAAAUAAUUUGAGCGAUGAUGCUUUUUACUUGGGAAUCAAUAUAACUUCUGAUAUAACAUUUAAUGUUGGAGUCGAUUCAACACAAAGAUAUCUUGCCCGGGGUUCAUUUCCAGUUUUUUACUAUCGAAAUUCAUUUGACUAUGAAGAGUCACGUCACAGAAUAGCAGGAAUCAACCGUGAUGGGUGUGCUCACGCUGAUGACGUUUCUCAUAUUUUUUGGCAACCAGUAAAAAAACAACCACAAGAUCCAACUACUCGUAUUGGCGUUCACAGAACAAGAAUGGCUAGACUUUGGACAAAUUUUGUUAAAUAUUUAAAUCCUACACCAAAUGAUACAUCAGAUCCUUUGGUAAAUUUCACCUGGUUUCCAUCAGGACCUGAAGGCUUUCGUCUUGAAAUUGGAAAUGAAAAAAUGGAAAUGAAACCACGACUUAUUUCUGACACAAUAAACGCGAUUCAAGUCAGUACCAAUCCAUAUGAACAUGCUGAUUGUAUCGACUGAUUAUUUACUAAAAAAUUAAUUAUUCAAUACUGAUAUUGUCUUAAUUUUUAUUGCUCUUAUACGAUAUUUUCGUUCUACUUAUAA
This is a messenger RNA of Aphidius gifuensis, 1807 nucleotides long. Its product is annotated as juvenile hormone esterase-like. The coding region runs from base 50 to 1723 and encodes 557 amino acids. Lineage: Eukaryota; Metazoa; Arthropoda; Insecta; Hymenoptera; Braconidae. The transcript is spliced from 9 exons. The record is from RefSeq and is a predicted model, not a curated record.